Amyelois transitella is the source of this 1998-nucleotide messenger RNA. RefSeq names its product gamma-aminobutyric acid receptor alpha-like. Gene Ontology annotation, cellular component: synapse; neuron projection; membrane. NCBI's taxonomy places the organism in Eukaryota, Metazoa, Arthropoda, Insecta, Lepidoptera, Pyralidae. Gene Ontology annotation, molecular function: neurotransmitter receptor activity; extracellular ligand-gated monoatomic ion channel activity; GABA-A receptor activity. The transcript has 11 exons. The record is from RefSeq and is a predicted model, not a curated record. Gene Ontology annotation, biological process: regulation of membrane potential; signal transduction; chemical synaptic transmission. Bases 1 to 1683 code for a protein of 560 amino acids.
AUGCCAGUCAUUGAUGAAAUGAAUCGCGUUUUAGGAGCGGACGCGAAAGGAGCAAUCUACUUGACGACUAAAAAUGGAACAUUUCCAAUAACGCUGACAUCCUUGAAGUCCCGAGACGACACUGCAGCCUUGCACACUCAAAACAUUUUAUCCGCGACCACUAAAACUGAACACAAUGCCUUGGAGGCGAGCGACUAUUGGGACAACGGCUCGGAGGAAUUAUUGCUGUCAAGUUACAUGAACGGCUCUUAUAUAGACGCGGAUGACUGGAAAAGCAACACGAAAAGAAGUAUUAAUGAUGCAGUCUCCAAAAAUAUCACGCUUGUUCUUGAAAAUCUGCUGAAGAACUACGAAAACUCUCAGUUGCCGACCCACGGCAAAGGAUAUCCCACAGUUGUCCAAACAAAUAUAUUAAUUAGGAGUAUGGGACCGGUCUCAGAACUAGACAUGGAUUAUUCAAUGGAUUGUUACUUCAGACAGUAUUGGCGUGAUGCACGCUUGUCUUUCUUGGGUCCCAUACGGUCGUUAUCACUUUCAAUCAAAAUGCUGGAGAGGAUCUGGCGUCCAGACACCUAUUUCUACAAUGGCAAACAUUCCUACGUCCACACAAUCACGGUGCCGAACAAAUUAUUAAGGAUUAGUCAACACGGCGAUAUCCUAUAUUCAAUGAGGCUCACAAUCAAAGCGAAAUGUCCGAUGGAGCUCCGCAAUUUCCCAAUGGACAGGCAGUCUUGUCCUCUUAUUUUAGGCAGUUAUGCCUACUCCAACCAACAACUAGUAUACCAAUGGCAGAACUCUGAGAGUGUGAACUUUGUCCCGGGCAUGACGCUGUCACAGUUUGACCUCAUCAGCUACCCUUACAGGAACUUUACCUUCACUCGACGAGAAGGGGACUUCUCGGUUCUACAAGUGUCGUUCAAUCUUCAGAGGCAUACGGGCUAUUUUCUCAUUCAAGUGUACGUGCCCUGCAUUCUCAUAGUGGUGCUCUCCUGGGUGUCUUUCUGGAUACAUCGUGAGGCUACCUCAGACCGUGUGGGCCUAGGCAUAACCACGGUGUUAACCCUGUCCACUAUAAGUCUGGAUUCCCGGACCGACCUGCCUAAAGUCCGCUACGCUACUGCCCUGGACUGGUUUCUGCUGAUGAGUUUCUUCUACUGCAUCGCAACUCUACUGGAAUUCGCCGGAGUUCAUUAUUUUACUAAGGUGGGUUCAGGAGAAAUAGUAAUCGACGACUCUGAAUGGGAGGAGCUGAUCGAGGAGGUCGGCGGAGACGCGUUCGCAGCGCGCCAGCUUGCCGUUCGGCGACGCAGUUCUGCACGUUCAACCACUAACUAUAGCUUCACCCUACCAGCUAACAGCAGUUGUUUGGAUGACGCUGGUCCCGAGCAGGCGAGUCCAGCUGUUCGGCUCACAAUGGAAAGGACCACUCAGACGGAGCGACGGGUACCAAGGUGGAGGCAACUGUUGUAUUGCUUGGCAGGCGAUGACCGGUACCGCAGGCAGAGGCAGGUAGAAGCUGGAAAUCGCGGUCAUAUCAACAGCGUGUCUCACAUCGACCGCGCGGCGCGAGUUAUGUUCCCCGCCUCUUUCGCGCUCCUCAACCUUUUUUACUGGCUGAUGUAUGCUUUCUCCAACGAUGACUUUGCUUGGAGCGACAACCCUAUUAACACACUAUCUCAUUAAUCUUUUUAGGAACGCAGGUUCGAUUUCGAAAAACGAAUAAAAUUUAGAAGUCAAUAAAGAAUCAGAUUAAUGUAUGUAAAGUUACUUCUUAACGUAUAAGAUUUGGUACUUUUCGUUGAAAAAGCAAAAACUCACGAACAGGGUUAUAAAUAAAAUGGUAUAUCAAUAUUCUGAAAAACGAAUUAAGUACAUAAUACUUUUUAAAAAGGCUAAAAAUAAUUUUAAGUACAUAAAUGCGUAGCUUCUUGCAGGUACUUCAAAGUUAUUAUUAAUAUAAAUAAAGUGUGUUUAUAAAAUUAAGGUUUAUUCAGAAAU